UCGCAGACGGCUGCGGGCCGCCGGGCGCCCGGCAUGUCCCCUGAGUGCGCGCAGGCGGCGGGCACAGGGUCCCCGCGCAGCCUGGAGCGGGCCAACCGCACCCGCUUCCCAUUCUUCUCCGACGUCAAGGGCGACCACCGGCUGGUGCUGACCGCUGUGGAGACGGUCGUGCUGGCGCUCAUCUUUGCGGUGUCGCUGUUAGGCAACGUGUGCGCCUUGGUGCUGGUGCCGCGCCGUCGGCGCCGCGGCAACACCGCCUGCCUGGUGCUCAACCUGUUCUGCGCAGACCUGCUCUUCACCAGCGCCAUCCCGCCCGUGCUGGCCGUGCGAUGGACCGAGGCCUGGCGGCUGGGCCCGGUCGCCUGCCACCUGCUCUUCUACGUGAUGAGCUUGAGCGGCAGCGUCACCAUCCUCACCCUGGCGGCCGUCAGCCUGGAGCGCAUGGUGUGCAUCGUUCGCCUGCAGCGGGGCAUGCGGGGCCUGGGGCGGCGGGCGAGGGCCGCGCUGCUGGCGCUCAUCUGGGGCUACUCGGCGCUGGCCGCGCUACCCCUCUGCGUCUUCUUCCGCGUCGUCCCCCAGCGGCCCUCCGGCCGGGACCAGGAAAUUCUGAUUUGCACACUGGUUUGGCCCAGCAUUACCGGAGAAAUCUCCUGGGAUGUGUCAUUUGCUACUUUGAACUUCUUGGUGCCAGGAUUGCUCAUUGUGAUCAGCUACUCCAAAAUUUUACAGCUGAGGAUCUGUAAACUUCUUAGAGGCUCGGAACCCAAAACCAGGCCAACCUCCAUCUGGUUCUGCUAA
Leptonychotes weddellii (Weddell seal) is the source of this 798-nucleotide messenger RNA. The record is from RefSeq and is a predicted model, not a curated record. NCBI's taxonomy places the organism in Eukaryota, Metazoa, Chordata, Mammalia, Carnivora, Phocidae.